Bipolaris maydis ATCC 48331 is the source of this 3247-nucleotide messenger RNA. RefSeq lists its product as uncharacterized. Lineage: Eukaryota; Fungi; Ascomycota; Dothideomycetes; Pleosporales; Pleosporaceae. The record is from RefSeq and is a predicted model, not a curated record.
AUGAAGACAAACAAUUGCUUUCAGGCAAUGUCCUGCCUCCCUGAGGAGGAUCGCAGACGGAUAUCCAGCUUUGGUCAAGGACCAACUGUCCCAGUCCCACACUCUGUCGUCCAUGAGGCAUUCGAAAAAAUCGCUGAAACUCACCCACAUACCGUUGCCGCGACCUUUGCUGGCAAUUCACUUACGUACCAGCAGUUGGAUGAAGCAGCAAACCAGCUCGCCAAUCGUCUCAUCCAUACGGGAUUGAAACCAAAGCAACGAGUAUGCCUCGUUGUGCAACGCUCGUUUGAGAUGUUGAUUGGUAUCUUUGCUAUUCUGAAAGCAGGAUGUCAAUAUGUACCGGUUGAUGGCGGAGUGGCAUCAGAGGUUGCACUGACACACAUACUUUCCGACUCUGGUGCAACUUUCAUUCUAUGCCUCCCCAAAUUUGUCGAAAGAACACAAAAGGUCGCCAAACAAGAUGCAGUAAUCAUUGCUUUAGAAGCGAACGUUGGUGCCUCUUUUCCUUCGACACGCCCAUCAGUCCCAGUUUCCCAACAUGAUGGUGCAUAUGCGAUAUACACAUCCGGCAGUACUGGUACACCUAAAGGUGUCGAUGUUGCGCAUUCCAAUGUCACAAACGCUUUGUUGUUAAACCCAGCGCGACUUGAUAUUACCGUGGGGUCCAAAGUUGCCCAAGUACUCAACAUCGCAUUCGACAUGGGUAAGCUCUAUAAGAAAUUUCGGAGAAAGUUACCUAACAAGUGGCCAGGAGCAUGGGAAAUAUUGGCAUGUCUUAUGAAUGGUGGUACCCUGUAUUUGCGGGGGUCAGAUUGGACAGCCACACUCCGUGAGGUCGAUACACUAAUUUCCACCCCAUCCAUCUUGUCAAAGUACCGUCGACAGUCUUUUCCAAACAUCAAAUAUGUCGUGACAGGCGGCGAGCCUUGCCCAAAAGCACUGGCUGAUGAGUGGGCUGAAAACGCAUGCUUCUACAAUAUUUGCGGGCCAACGGAAAUCACAAUCUUAAACUCAGCACAUCGCCAUACCCCAGGCCAAUUUUUGUCCAUUGGAAAACCCUUGCCCAACACAACAUGUUAUCUUCUCGAUGCAGACGAGCAACCAGUUCCUGUGGGGCAAAAGGGAACCAUGUGGGUUGGUGGAGCUGGUGUGACUCGAGGCUAUAUCAAUCUGCCUGAACUCACUGCUCGUCGCUACAAACAUGACAAAUUCGUCAAUGAUGGGUCAAGAAUGUUCAACACCGGUGACAUCGCACGAUGGAGGGAGGAUGGUUCACUUGAUAUGCUCGGCCGUGAAGAUGACCAAGUAAAGAUCAAGGGUUUCCGUGUCGAGCUUGACGGAAUCACAGCCGUCGUUGAGUCGUUCCAAAAUGUAAGACGAGGUGCAGCAAUGCUCGUUGAGAACGCACUCUGCGCUUUUUAUGCAACAGAGGGUUCGGUUGACGAAGAAGCUCUCAAGAGUUUCACCCAGAAGCAUCUACCCUAUUACUCUGUUCCAGAGAAAUGGGUCAAGGUCGACUCCAUACCACUGACAAAUAACGGAAAAGUUGAUCGAAAAGUUCUGAGAGAACUGGUUUCUGCCCAGUCUAGCCACACACCUACGAACGAGAAGUUCACAGAAACUUUCAAGCCGAGCCUGGUCAGCGUCAAUGUGGAGACGUAUUCUUCCGGUGGAUCUUCCACUGCAUCUCUCAAGGAUCCAGAGAAGUCCGCCGUCAUCAUUACUAGCGGCGAUUCUGAGCUCGGCAUCUCCGCAGAAGAUUUGGCUGAGAAACUACCAGAAGCCCUGCCACCGAAGAACAGUUACCACGGUCUCCGCUGGGUUCGACACCGCGGGCUUAUUCUAUACCGCCGCUUUCUGUCUGUUGUUAUACUAGCGAACAUCGGGGUAGCUGUGUUUCUCUUGCACCGCAGGAUCGGAGAAAACAAGGACAUUCUCGCCAAUUUGUCGCUAGCUACAGCUGCCAAUCUCGUUGUAGCAGUCCUUAUGCGCUCGGAGCCGGUCGUCAACCUUCUUUUUACCGUCUUUUGCUCUGUUCCGACCUUCUUUCCUCUAGCUAUACGACGCCAGUGUGCUAGAAUCUUCCACAUUGGCGGCAUUCACAGCGGGUGUGCAAUGGCCGCCAUAAUGUGGCAUUUCAUAUUCACCAUCGACAGCACCGUGGAUAUCGCAAAGCCGACAUACAUGCGUCGAAUCUCGGUAGCACCGGUCGUAGUGUCGUGGCUUGCGCUUCUCAUUUUGCUCAUGAUAGGAUCGACUUCGCAUCCAACUUUCCGCGUCAAAUACCACAACCUAUGGGAGAUGACCCAUCGAUUCGGUGGUUGGACUUGUCUCGCAUUACUCUGGACACUUACAUUUCUCGCAACCAAGGAUCUUAAUCCCGAGCUGCCGAUAGCAACCGCCUAUUUGCGCUCCCCAGGUAUUUGGCUUCUCUCCGUCGCGACAGCAGCUAUCAUCUUCCCAUGGUUGCAUCUACGUAAAGUGCCCGUUCGCUCCGAAGUUCUAUCAAACCAUGCCAUCCGGCUUUGGUUCGAUUACACGACUCCCGUUGUCGGUACUGCUGUUAGACUUGCUGAACGUCCCUUGAUCGACUGGCAUGGCUUUGCAACCAUUACCAAUCCUGAAGGCAACGGAUUCUCACUUAUUGUGAGCCGCGCAGGUGACUUUACAGGCCGCACAAUUGAGCGCGCACCAACCCAUAUCUACGUUCGUGGUAUCCCGACUUGUGGUGUUCUACGCAUAGCCACGCUCUUCAAGUCAGUCGUCCUUGUCGCAACAGGAUCAGGUAUCGGACCAUGCCUGGCUGUCAUCCUGGCUCGAAAGGUACCUUGUCGUAUCCUGUGGACUGCGCCAAACCCUGAACAGACAUUUGGUCAAAAGAUUGUGGAUAGCGUCAAAGCUACAGAUUCACAAGCAGUGAUCUGGAAUACGAGAACACAAGGAAAGCCCAACAUGUCCCUAAUAGCGUACCAGCUAUGGAGGGAGAGUGGAGCGGAAGCCGUUUGUGUGAUCAGCAACAAGAAGUUUACGACCAAGAUUGUGUACGAUAUGGAGGCCAGAGGCAUUCCAGCUUAUGGUGCUAUUUUCGACUCGUAGAUGGGGUUGUCUUUUUUUUCUUCUAAUUUCUAAGAUGUAUUGGGUUUUUGGGUUUUUGGGUCAUCUCUGGCGCGGGGACAAGUGGGAACAAGGGUUUAUUAGAGUUGGUUUUCAAAAAGGCGUCUAAAUUUGCACUUUUACAGUUUCGAGU